Myotis lucifugus (little brown bat) is the source of this 2110-nucleotide messenger RNA. RefSeq names its product NOP2/Sun RNA methyltransferase family member 5 (gene NSUN5). NCBI's taxonomy places the organism in Eukaryota, Metazoa, Chordata, Mammalia, Chiroptera, Vespertilionidae. Gene Ontology annotation, molecular function: methyltransferase activity. Gene Ontology annotation, cellular component: nucleolus. The record is from RefSeq and is a predicted model, not a curated record. Gene Ontology annotation, biological process: rRNA base methylation.
ACGUUGCGACAGAACCGUAAAGGCGCGCGGCAGUGGUGCAUGGCGCUGUACGCGGCGGCGGCGGCCGUGCUGGCUGGUGUGGAGAGCCGCCAGGGCUCCAUCAAAGGACUGGUGUACGCUAGCAGUUUCCAGAACGUGAAGCAGCUGUACGCGCUGGUGUGCGAGACGCAGCGCUACUCUGCGGUGCUGGACUCGGUCAUCUCCAGCGCCGGCCUCCUCGCGCCGAGAAGACGCGCCGAGAAGAAGCUUCGGCCGCACCUGGCCAAGGUGCUGGUGUAUGAGUUGUUGCUGGGAAGAGGCUUUAGAGGGGGCGGGGGCAGAUGGAAGCCUCUGCUGAACCGACACCAGGCCAGGCUGAAGGCCGAGUUGGCCCGGCUGAAGGUCCAUCGAGGUGUGAGCCGGAAUGAGGACUUGUUGGAAGUGGUGCGGCCUGGCGCAGCCUCCCAGGUGCCUCGAUUUGUGCGGGUGAACACGCUCAAGACCUGCUCUGAUGAUGCAAUCGAUUAUUUCAAGGAGACAAGGUUUUCCUACCAGGGCCGGGCUUCCAGCCUUGAGGACCUAAGGGCCCUCAAAGGGAAGUGUUUUCUUCUGGAUCCCUUGUUGCCAGAGCUGCUUGUGUUUCCUGCCCAAACAGAUCUGCAUGAACAUCCACUGUACCAAGCAGGUCACCUCAUCUUACAAGACAAGGCUAGCUGUCUCCCAGCCAUGCUGCUGGCCCCGCCCCCAGGGUCCCAUGUCAUUGACGCGUGUGCUGCCCCGGGCAAUAAGACCAGUCACUUGGCUGCUCUUCUGAAGAACCAAGGGAAGAUCUUUGCCUUUGACCUGGAUGCCAAGCGGCUGGCGUCUAUGGCUACUCUGCUGGCCCGGGCUGGAGUCUCGUGCUGCCAGCUAGCCGAAGAGGACUUCCUGGCAGUUUCACCCUCAGACCAGCGUUAUCGUCAGGUCCAGUACAUUUUGCUGGAUCCUUCCUGUAGUGGCUCUGGUAUGUUGACUAGACAGCUGGAGGAGCCUGGGACAGGUUUACCUAGCAAGGAACGUUUGCGUGCCCUGGCAGGGUUCCAGCAGCGAGCUCUGUGCCAUGCGCUCACUUUCCCCUCCCUGCAGCGCCUGGUCUACUCCACGUGUUCCCUUUGUCAAGAGGAGAAUGAAGAUGUGGUACAGGAGGCCCUACAGCAGAGUUCGGGAACCUUUAGGUUAGCUCCUGUCCUACCCUCCUGGCCCCACCGAGGCCUUAACACUUUUCCAGGGGCAGAACACUGUCUCCGGGCCUCCCCUGAGACCACACUCACUGGUGGCUUCUUCAUUGCUGUACUUGAACGGGUAGAGGUGCCAAGCUCAGUUUCACAGGCCGAAGUAUCAGCACCAGAACUUAGGUCCAGCCCUAGCCCAGCUCCGAAGAAAAAGAGGCGGCGGCGAAAUGCAGCAGCUGCUCCUAGCAUGCUACCUUGCACAAAGCAGGAAGGAAAUUGAUAGCCCUGUUUCUCCAGCUGGGAAGACAGAGCGGAUUGCCUCGUCCUUUUCGUACCUUCCCAGAGCCAUGUUCUUGCUGUUGCGAGAAGUGCUACCCACAAAAAUAAAAGGCAGGACAUGGUCUACGAUAGAUCACAGUUUUUUUUUAUUCUUAAUGACAUAAGCAAGGAGAAAAAUCUCACAUUCAUACUAAAAAUUCCAACUAGACUCACAGGAAUUAAGUCUUUAUUUGUAAUGGAAAGUCCCAGCCUCCCGUUCCUGUCCAGUGCACGUACAUGUACACAUACACACACACACUCACACUCAGGCUGUGCCAGGAACCCUCUUCAGGGGGUUCCUGGACCAACUGCCCUGCCUGUGGAACUGAGGUAAACUAGCUUAGAGUACUAAAACUAAGAGGGUCUACCUUACUUAAGGUAUAGGUAGAAGCUUGAUUUCUAGGCCCGUGCCCCACCACACCCCUCCAAUUCUAGUAGGUAUUUGAGACUUGAGGUUCAGGCUCCCUCCUCAGCUCCACAGACAGUUAAGUAUUAACAGAGCUCUUCUAGGGGGUGGGGAGCAGUCAGUCCCCUGCCACAAAACUUUCAACCUCAGUCACAAAAGGGUGAGGGGGACUAGUUACAUCUACAUCACAUUAUUU